Molecule: messenger RNA, 1281 nt
Organism: Paramecium sonneborni
Lineage: Eukaryota; Ciliophora; Oligohymenophorea; Peniculida; Parameciidae
Source: the annotation of a GenBank genome assembly
AUGAAUACUAAAGAUAUUGAAAAAAAAAAUUAUAUAAAAGCAUUAAUUCAGGUAAAAAGGGAAAUCAAAAAAUAAAAAUAAUAAUAAGAUUCAAAGAGUGAAGUCAAAGAUAGUUCCUCACUAUCUCUUUAUGAUUUUAAAAAUUAAUAAUAGCUUGAGGACUAACAAUCAAUUAGUAAUUUUGGAUAACCAAAUUCAAAGGUUUAAUAGCAAAAUUCAAAUAUUACUUCUAUUUCUAAUGAUAAUUUUUUUGAAAAUCUAGAGUAAACUUAACACAACUUAUAUUAACUAAUUUAACAGUUAUAUUAAAUUAAAGCUGAUGAUUUAGAUAAAAUUAUAAAAAAUAAGGAGGAAGUAUAUAUUUGUGAAAUAAAAAAAGAACAGUAAGAAAUUUGUUAAGAUCUAUCUUUUAAUAAAGAUGAUACUUUACUUGCCACAGCUAAUGGUAAAAAUAUAAAAAUUUAGUAAUUUAAUGAGGGAAACUUAUCAUAAAUUACAAUCUUAUAAGGCCAUGUAAAAAAUAUUAGUUGUAUAUUAUUUUCUAAAAAAACAAACUCAAUUUUUUCAGGAGGAUAUAUAGAUGAUCAUUUAAUUUGUUUGUGGGAAGAAAAAAUAUAAAAUAAUUGGGAAUUGACAGUUUAGAAGGAUUCAAGAAGUCCUAUAACUUGUAUGGAAUUAAAUCAAUAGGAAACAAAAUUAAUUGUAGGAAAUCAAUAUGGUUUCGUUUAAAUUUGGGAAAUAGAUUAUAAGAAAAAAAUAAUUAGUAUUCAUGAUGAAUAACGAAAAAUUCAUAAAAAAGUUGUCUAUGGAGUAAGUCUUAAUAAAUCAGAAACUUAAUUAGUUACAUGUUCAGGAGAUUCAAAAAUAAUCGUUUGGAAAAUUUGUGAACAAGGAAUGUUAGAAGUGUUGAGAGAACUUAUAGAAGAUACCUUUGUUAGUCGUAUUCGAUUUUUAGAUAAUCAUAGGUUCGUUGUUUCAUAAAGUUAAAGAGGAUUGAUUGAAUUCAAAAUUUCUAGUUUAGAAAUCACAAAAAAAACAAUAGUUUAAACAGAUUAUGAAGAUUGUCAUUAUUUUCCAAUUUAAUAUCAUAAAGAUUCAUAACUGAUGGUAGUGAAACAUUAUAGAUCAGUUUAUUUAAUAAAAGAAUUUAAUCAUGGAGAUUAUAAUUGUAUAAAAAAAUUAAAUUUUGACAGCAAUAAAAUUUUAGGAGCAUUAUCAAAUAAUGGGAAGCAUCUAAUUAUUUAAAAUGAGAAUAAAUUUUAUUAUUAUUAGUUAUUUUGA